CCCCUCGGUCGUUCAUUUCCGUCUCCCACAGCGGCGGACAAGUUUGGGGUAGUCCGUUAUUUCGCUUACCUGAUUGGGUUGUAGUCGCGAAGGGACACGGUAUCUCGCUGGACUCGUGACUGCCUGCGCGCUCGUUUUAGCGUCCACGGCUAACCACGUGGCUCUACGUCGUAGCGUCGGUCGUUUCAUCGAGUUUUAACGCGCGUUCGUCGGCACAGUAGCAGCACAAUGACGGAUAAUCAGUAUUCUAAUUACCAACAACAAGGGUAUAAUCAGUACAGCCAACCACCACCUUCGGCUGGCCAGGAUACGUCAUAUCCACCACCCACAACCGGUGGAAGUGGCUAUAAUCAGUAUAGCCAGCCUCCCCCGAGCACUGGCACCAACUAUGGCACCAAUUACAACAACUACAAUUCCAACACUGGCCAGGAUUACAAUACGCCGCAGAACCAAGGCAACUAUGGGCAAAAUAACUAUGGCGGUGGUAACACAGGCAGUGGUAGCGAUGGUGGUAACAAUUAUGGUGGAAGCUAUGGACAUGGCAAUAGCAGUAGCAGCGGUGGUGGUAGUAGCGGGGGUUACAAUCGUAACAACUCUGGUGGUUACAGCGGAGGCCAAGGAGGUGGUGGCGGUGGCGGUAGAUACAGCGAUCGCGGAGGUUACGGAGAUCGCUCCGGCGGUGGUUACAACAGUGGCGGUGGCCGUGGUGGUUAUAACAAAGGGGGCUACAGUGACCGCGGCAGCGGAGGAGGUGGUGACGGAAUGGUUACGCAGGAAGAUACUAUUUUUGUAUCUGGUAUGGAUCCGUCGAUUUCCGAGGAAGAGAUUUGCCAGCACUUUGGAGCGAUUGGCGUUAUCAAGCAUGACAAACGCACGGGCAAGCCCAAAGUGUGGCUAUACAAAGACAAGAACACGGGAAAGUCCAAGGGAGAGGCGACAGUCACUUAUGACGACCAGAAUGCCGCACGUUCAGCCAUCAGCUGGUUUGACGGCAAGGAGUUUAAGAAUUGCACGAUAAAGGUGCAAAUGGCGCAGCACAAAAGCAAUUGGCAGGGUAAUCGGAUGGGCGGCGGUCGAGGCGGCGGCGGCCGCGGUCGUGGCGGUGGCGGUAGUUUCGGCGGCCGCGGAGGCGGCGGCGAUCGUGACGAUCAUCAUCGCGGAGGUGGUGAGGAUCGCCGUGACAGCGGUGGCCGCGGAGGCGACUGGAGGUGUCCCAAUCCCGACUGCGGCAACACAAACUUCGCCUGGCGAGAUCAGUGCAAUCUCUGCAAAAGCUUGAAGCCGGAAGGCCUCAGUUACGGUGGCGGUGGCGGCGGCGGUAGAGGGGGCGGCGGCCGAGGUGGCGGUGAUCGCGGUAACAGAGGUGGUUACAGAGGCGAUCGCGGAGGACGCGGAGGUGACAGAGGCGGCAGAGGCGGCGGCUUUCGUGGCGGAGACCGAGGUGGUCGCGGGAGCAGAGGUGGCCCUAUGAGGGGAGGCGGCGGCCGAGGCGACAGGGACAGGGAUCGCCAGCGACCUUAUUAAUCUCCCAUUCGCGUCUAACAGCCGACCUGCCGUCGCUAAAAAUAAAUAACUUGUACACAUUUUGUACACGAGUUUCAAUGCUUGUACAUUUCGCGAAGCGGAAGCUCCUAUACAUACAUAUAUGCCAUGUGUUUCCCCUCCUUUCUUUCUGUGUAACUUUUUUAUAAUCAUGAAGAUGCGCAUCACUUCUCACCUUAUAUUAGCACAAUGACUUCAUGUAAAAUCAAUUCUUCAAUAGACCAUAAUAGAUAAGACUCUAAGUUACGUAAACCGCACGACUAAUUGAUUUAUUUCGCCGUUCACUGUUUCGCUUUUUGGCAUCACCGAGUGUAAUGAAAAGAAGGAGAAGAGCUUUGUGGGAAAGUUCGUUUAUUGAAAGUCGAAAAUAUAAUAUAGUUAAUUUAUAUAUUAUUUGGGUGGGCGUGUAUCUGUGUGUGGACGCGCGCGCAUGUGUACAUAAGUUUCAA
Harpegnathos saltator (Jerdon's jumping ant) is the source of this 1991-nucleotide messenger RNA. Its product is annotated as RNA-binding protein cabeza. Gene Ontology annotation, molecular function: RNA binding. Bases 229 to 1524 code for a protein of 431 amino acids. Gene Ontology annotation, biological process: regulation of DNA-templated transcription. Lineage: Eukaryota; Metazoa; Arthropoda; Insecta; Hymenoptera; Formicidae. The transcript has 8 exons. The record is from RefSeq and is a predicted model, not a curated record.